Molecule: messenger RNA, 2796 nt
Organism: Closterium sp. NIES-65
Lineage: Eukaryota; Viridiplantae; Streptophyta; Zygnematophyceae; Desmidiales; Closteriaceae
Source: the annotation of a GenBank genome assembly
AUGCAGGCAUACGCAGAUGCUGCCAGGGAGGAGUUGAAGCAAGAGCUGAUUGGUGAUGGUCUCGCUGGGCGGCUGUCGCUGAGUACGGACAUCUGGACCAGUGAGAACAAUGUUGCUUUCAUGGUUGUUACCGUCCACAGGAUCACUAAAGACUUCCAGCUGCGGCAGCACAUCCUGGAUUUCGUGCAGUUGGAGGGGUCACACACCGCAUCGCUGAUAGCGAAGACUCUUGAGGGCAUUCUGGCAGAAUGGGGACUGACCGAGAUGCUGUUCGCCGUCACGACGGAUAAUGCUGAGAACAACAACAAGGCCAUGCGCAUGCUUGCAGGGAUCCAGCUGAGGGCACGAUGGCGAGGAUUGAGUUCCCCUUGUUCCACGGAGAUCGUCACCUGCAUUGCACAUGUCAUGAACAUUGCGGUGCAGGCGGCAUUGAAGAAAGAUGUGGUGACAGAGGCGCUGAAGCGUCUGCGAGCUGUGUGUUCGUACGUCGGGUGGUCAGUCCAGCGCUCGGAGAACUUCGCACAGCAGCAGCGCAUCCUGCUGCGGCGGGAUGAUGCACCCGUGCUUCGUCUGAUUAGCGACUCACCGACACGAUGGGGGUCCACGUAUGACAUGAUCGUCCGUGCGUUGGAGCUGCAGCAGGCACUGGCCUUGCUCCUCAUGAGGACAGACGUGAGUGGUGAUGGUACUGAGCAUGGAGUGACCGCAGCAAUGGGCUGGUCUGGUGUACGCGAGCAGCUGGAUGGCCUUCGGCUGUCCGACGUGCACUGGGACGCUCUCGUCGAGCUCAAGGAGUUCCUUGAGCCGUUCAACUCCAUCACGAAGGCAGCCGAGGGUUCCUUGUACCCCACGGCUGCCUCGGUCGUGCCGCUGUACAACCAGCUGCUGGACAAGCUGGAAAUCUCCUUCCGCAAAGAGGGUGUCACUCCCCUCCGACAGGCUCUCAUCACUGCAGCUCUUGACAAGCUGAAGAAGUACAAGUACGGGGAGAAGGAAGAGCUGGUGGUUGCCACCUUCCUGGACCCCCGCUACAAGACAGUCUUCUUCCAGCUGCCGAAAUGGGAGGCGCGCAAUGCUGCGCACGUGACAGAGGUGGGGGGGUGUGCAAGGAGGGUGCAGGAUGUGGAUGAAGGGACGGUGAUACGGCUGGUGCGUGCGCGUAUGGCCGAGUAUCAGGCGCGGGUGAACACCCGCCAGCAGGGUGGUGAGGUCACGAGUGAUACCGGGGGGGCCACUGGGCCUAGCAGCGUGACUGGUGGGGCCUCGGGCACGACGGGGGCUGGUGGAGGUGGGGGAGGGGGCUUUGAGCACUCCAUCUUUGACGAGAUGGAUGCCCUGGAGGCAGCUGCUGGAGGGGGGGCACAGGAUGAGUGCAAUAGGGCAGUCGGACUCUCCCUGUUCGAUCUCACCUCUGGUGCCUUUCCUGCCCCGCCUGCUAGUGCUGACAGCACUGUUCGCUCACAGUGGGCCACACGCGAUGCUGCUGCAUGUCUUGCUGUGCGUCGCCACUUACCGACCGCUGAGCGUGCGCACUUUAGUCAGUACAAGAGUGCUAAGACCUUGUACGACGCUGUAGUUGUACGCUACUCUUCCCCUGCCACUGCUGCUCUUAGCCGCCUCCAACUGCCGUACUUGUUCCCUGACCUUGCUGCCUUUCACACAAUCGCUGACCUCAUUACGCACCUUCGCACUAGUGACACUCGCAACCGCGCUGCGCUUCCUGCUGAGUUCUGCGCCAAGAACCCUCCCCCCAUGUACAUCACCCUCUACUACAUAGUCACCCGGCUCCGUGACUCCCUUCGCGUAGUCAGGGACCACUUCCUCUCAGUUUGCCCCACCACACUCACCGAUGACCUCCUUCAGGAACGCCUCCUAGUAGCGGAGAAGAGUAUAGUUGUUGUAGGAGCCUCUACAGGCGACCCGCGUGCCCCUGUCUUUGAGGGGUGCUCCCCCUCCCCCCUUUUGCCCUCUGUUGCCUCUGCUGCUGCCGUUGACUUCGUUGGCACCGAGUCGGUCGGCGCUGCGUCUGCCCCUAGCGGGCGACGCUGCACCGGCAAGGGCAAGGGGGGCAAGGGCGCUGGAGGGGCUGGCGGGGGCGGUGGAGGUGGAGGUGGAGGAGGCGGAGGGAGUGGGGGUGGUGGUGGGGGUGGUGGCGGGAGUGGGAGCUUCGGUGGCGGUGGGGGUGCUGGUCCCUGUACCUACGUCCUCAGUACCGGCGACCGAGCUGGUAAGCAGUGCGGGGGCUUGCACUCCACCCAGCGCUGCUUCGGCCACCUGACGGACACUUGGCGUCUCCAGUUCCCUUACGCCACUGAGAUCCCUCGCUGGGGAGAGCUGUCUAGGGUGGGGGUUGCUAUCUUUGAUCUUGACUAUGAUGCUAUUCUUGCUGCCAUGUAUGCUGUGUCUACCAGUCAUGAGGGUGACUGCUACCUGUGUCUUCCGCCUGACCCGGGCAUUGAGGCUGCUGCUCUAGGUGCUGGUGAGGCUACUACUCUAGGUGCUAGUGCGUCUGCUGCCCCAGGUGCUGGUGAGUCUGCUCUCUCAGGUACCACGUCGGCUCAGGCCUUACACACCUUCACCCUUGACUCGGGUGCUUCCCGCUCCUUCUUUCGAGACCGCACCAUGCUUACGCCGCUUAGUCGGCCAGAUGCGGUCUCCCUGGCUGACCCCUCUGUGGGUCAUACCCUUGCCCACUUCUCCACUGUCUUACCGUGUCCAGCGGCCUCCUCUGGCACCCUGUCAGGUCUCUACCUCCCCUCGUUCUCUACGAAGUUGGCGAGUGGUGCUGAUCUAUAG